CCUCCCCUUUCCGCAGGGUGUGUGAAGGAGCUGCGAUGGUGCGUUCUGUGAGCCCCGAAGCGGAGCCCAGCUGAUCCCGGCAAGCGUCCCCAAGAUGAGCUCAUGGUUGGUCCUGCCCGCCUUCCUGCUAUGGGGGUGGGCGGCGGGCGGGGUCACACUUUCUCUGUCUUGUAGGCGUUGUGAAGGAGGCCCUGGCGGGUACACGUGCCCCAACUCAGAGAGUGCAGAGGCGUUUGUGCUCAAGACACUGCCAGAUCAGGUUCUUCAUGUGGAGUGUCGCAACAAUAUGGGGGACUUUUCACUGUUGAAGAACUGCAAUUUCACCUCAUUCAGAAAGUUUGAGUUUGAGAGAUGCCCACUGCCUGGCGUGGCGUUUGGCGAGGUAUUUCGGAGGAUUGGAGUGCCAAGCAGUGAUGUGAAAUACCUCAGCUUCACGGCAGGCUCCUGGAAUGCCUCCUCGGGUCUGGAGGAAUGGCACCUGGACUCCCUCACAAACCUUCAAACGCUACAGCUUGUUGACAACAACAUCACUUCCUUCCCGCCUGCUCUGCUGACGAAUACUCCCAAACUCGAGUUCUUUCGAUUUAUAGGAAAUCGCGUGGGCAGUCUCCCGCACACCAUGUUUGCAAGCACACCGAAUCUCGUCAUGGCAGACCUCGGGAACAACGAACUCACCAGUGUACCUGAAGACCUCUUCGCCAACCUCACGAAGCUGCUUAAUGUCAGUCUCUGGAACAACCAGUUGACCGAUAUACAGAGAAGCUUAUUUUCGGAUAUCCCAGGCCUCCGAUUUUUAGACCUGAGAGACAACUUCUUGAGUGGCUUCACAAAUAGGCAAUUUCAAGGAAUGAAAAUAUUAAGGAGACUAAACCUCGGAGGGAAUAGAAUCAGCAGUUUGAACGAGGAUUCAUUUAAGGAUCUCAGGAGCUUGGAAGAACUCGAGCUUCAUUCGAACUGGCUUGAAAGCUUACCCACAGGCAUUUUUGACAACCAGAGGCUGAUGAAGAAACUUAUCCUGAGAAAUAACAGUUUAAUAAAUUUGCCACAGAGAAUAUUCCAAAAAUGCGAAUCAUUAAAUAUGCUUGAUCUGAGCUUCAAUCAUUUGCAGUACAUAGAAAGAUUACAGCUUCCCAGUCCGAAAACUUCUCUAACAUAUCUCAAUUUGGGAAGCAACAACAUAUCCUUUUCCGACACUGGGGCCCAGUUUAUCCCGUACGACUUCCCUCUCUCUAACCAGUUGGAGCUGCAGCACAUUUUCCUAGACAACAACAGGAUCAACCAUAUUCCUACGCCAUUAAACAAUUUGUUUGUUGACCUGAAAACCGUCGACCUUUCUGGAAACUUGAUUAGCUACUUGGAAUUUCUCUCCAUUCACUUCGUGUCGGACGGCGUCAAACUGAACUUGAAAAACAACCAAAUUAAGGCAAUUAAUCUGCGUCGGUGGAAGCAUUUUCCGUUUAAUGAAAUGAUCAAGAAUGUUACAUUGUCACUGGAGGGAAAUCCAUUUACAUGUAACUGUAUACUUUACAUAUUUGCAACGAUUGUUCAGGGAAAAUUGAAUGACCAUAGUAAAACCUCAUAUCAGAUAUUAAUUGAUGAUGCUGAUAAAAUAACAUGCAUCAGCUUAGAAGACCGGCAAAUGCAUGUGAAGACCCUCGAUUUAAAAUUCCUGACAUGCAACCUGGACUUCUGCUCGGACAACUGUACUUGUUCAUGGCGUCCAUAUGAUGAUAUGUUGACUGUAGACUGUUCUUUCAAAGACAUGAAGGAAAUUCCCAUGCCGACCAAGGACAUGUACCAGCUCAAAACAAACUAUUCCGUAACCCUAAAUCUGAUGAACAACAGCCUGGCAAACUUCGACGGCCUCGACCAUCCCUUUUACACCAGACUGGCUAAUCUGACCAUUCCCUACAAUAAAAUCUCCCACAUCAAUGAAUCAGACCUUCCAGGCAACUUAAAAGUCCUGGAUGUGCGAGGGAACAACCUGACCUUCUUAUCAGACACCACUCUGGACUACCUCAAUGUGACCGACGUGGUCCUCAGCCUUGGAGACAACCCCUGGACUUGCAAUUGCGACAUGAUCGACUUCUUCACCUUUCUGCAAGUCCCUGAGAGGAAGGUAUUAGACUCCAACAACAUUAAGUGCGCCAGUGAUGGAGAGCUGCUGUUGAGCAUCAGUGAAUAUACCAUCUGUCCAUCAUUCAGAAAUCCCAUGGUUAUCGUGACAAUCGUGCUCAUCACAGUCUUCCUUCUCCUGUUUGCGGUUCUUGGUACGAUGAGUUUCUACAAAUACAAGCAAGGCAUCAAAGUGUGGUUGUUUACCCAUCGCAUGUGUCUUUGGGCCAUAACAGAAGACGAAUUAGAUGCCGAUAAGAAAUACGAUGCCUUCAUCAGCUAUUCUCACAAGGAUGAAGAAUUUGUCAACACCGUCUUGGUGCCAGGACUGGAGUCAGGCAACCCCAAGUACCGCAUUUGCCUUCACUACCGCGACUGGAUCCCAGGAGAAUACAUCCAGAACCAGAUCCUGCAAAGUGUAGAGGACAGCCGUCGAACUAUUGUGGUGCUUUCGUCAAACUUCAUCGAGAGCGUGUGGGGCCAGCUGGAGUUCAAGGCGGCUCACUCCCAGGCACUGCAGGACAGAACUAACAGGAUAAUAGUCAUUGUGUAUGGCCAGGUUCCUCCCGAGAGCGAGUUGGACGAGAAGUUACGACUGUACAUCUCCAUGAAGACCUACGUCAAGUGGGGAGACGCUAAGUUUUGGGAAAAGCUUCGGUACAUCAUGCCACACCCACAGGAACUUAUACAGAAGAAACAGCAAAAGAACAGAAAUGCAGACAAGCUUGAACUUGUUAAAUCAAACUCGAAAAGUGUAUAACGCAAAUUGAACCCAAAACUUUUUUUCCGUGUACAUGAGUAGCUGGACUACUGUCUUCACAGUGAUGACUCGUUCAAAGAAAGUGUUCCAGAUAUGAAAACAUAUAUAGACAGAUGAAUAUAUAUAUUUAUUUAGAAAAUUAUAUGAACUUAUUCCCAACAGUUCCUCAGAUAGUAGGAAUGUGGAUACAAAUGUUGUAUGCAGCUAAACUUCUUACAACAUUGACUUCGUACCAUUGGUUGUAAUUUGCCACUUGGCUGUGACCUGUAUUGUAAACCAGGUACAUAUGUAUAUAGCAGGUUUAUGAAUAUGUAUAUCAUUCACCUUUCAUUUUCAUCUACAACUGAAGUGAUUCAUUAAACAUUGUUCAUGAGUAUGAUGGUCUUGUAUCUUUGAUAUUUUUUGAUAAAACUAUUGGAUUUUUGUACAAGAGACGAUGGAAAAAGCAAAUAAUUUUGUUUACAAAGAGGAAUCUAAUUUUGCACAGUAACAGUGCUUUCAUUAAAUUAAAUUUCAAAGUGUGUGCUUCUGUUUCAGCUUUUGAUACUGGGACUUGCAUAGGUAGUGCCGAGUAAAUAGCUGCUUGAAACUAAUUUUCUGCAUAUGACUCCUAAGGAUAGGAUGAGAAUGGUGUGUGUUAAAGAGCUGUGGUCAGUAGAUUUAAAAAUUCCGAAAUGGUGGAAGGUCUUUAAAGUUAUUGUUACGGUAUACAGGACAAGUAACUUUUAAGCUUGAACAUGCAAAUUUCUUGAUAGUUUGAUAACGUGAGCAAGGGAAUACCACAAUGCUCCAUAGAUGUGGAAAAUGCUGUAAAGCAAGGCCAUUCAUAAUUGCUUUAAGGCUUUCAUCAAGGCUUCCAGUAUUAUCCAAGCAAGGGACCAGUUAACGACUUUUCUGUAAUAUGGGCAGGACCAUUAUAUCCGAAUAAAAAUAUGAAAGACUU
Messenger RNA from Penaeus vannamei (Pacific white shrimp), 3818 nucleotides. The record is from RefSeq and is a predicted model, not a curated record. NCBI's taxonomy places the organism in Eukaryota, Metazoa, Arthropoda, Malacostraca, Decapoda, Penaeidae.